AUGUCGGAUAUAUUGCAUAGCCACAUCCAUGUAUAUAAGACUGUCUCGCACACCGUUCCACAACUCAACACAACCAACGAUAAUCUCGUACCACACAUCCCCAUAUACAUAGCCAAGCGCUUUAGAAUGCCGUCUUUCUGCAUGCGCUCGGUUUCGUCGCCACAAUCACGCCACAGGGUUGUUGAAGAGCCUCCGAGUCUUCCACCCGCGGUCCAAUCCCAAAUCCACUACUGGUACCCACCAGGGUUAUACUAUUUGCCGUCAUGGACGCCUGCCCCGCAAAGUUCCUGCCAGUGCUCACAGCUGGUCUACAGUGCUGGCUCCAGUUCCCCGAUGCAGGCACCCUUUGUUGUGGUGCCCCCUGCCAGGAGCCCUGUUAUGAUAUAUGCUACGCCCGUAGUGCCAGUGAUGCCUCAGUGA
Messenger RNA from Sparassis crispa, 420 nucleotides. RefSeq lists its product as hypothetical. The transcript has 3 exons. The record is from RefSeq and is a predicted model, not a curated record. Lineage: Eukaryota; Fungi; Basidiomycota; Agaricomycetes; Polyporales; Sparassidaceae. The coding region runs from base 1 to 420 and encodes 139 amino acids.